Molecule: messenger RNA, 264 nt
Organism: Strongylus vulgaris
Lineage: Eukaryota; Metazoa; Nematoda; Chromadorea; Rhabditida; Strongylidae
Source: the annotation of a GenBank genome assembly
AUGAAAUGCCCAGCUGAGGAGAUGCCCCGCCCAUCAAAACAACACCAAGGAAGGACUCCGGCCGGCUACAGAGCAGAAGCCUUUAACAUGCCGAGCAACUGCCACGAUGCCAUCGAGGAGAAUGCCCCCAGACCCUCUGCCGAGCGACAUAUUCGAAAUACACAACAAAUCAAAUUGGAUCGCGUUCCGCGGCCGUGCUCAUCAACUCACUCUUUCAAAGUUUUCGUACAAUCAUUAUACAUUAAUGGAAUUCAUCACAAAUGA